GAGCGGUCUUUGCCAAGAUCUACACUGACCGGUGUUCUGCUGAGGAGGCCCGUUAACAAGUGGACACUGUGCCUUGAGAAUCGAGGAACAUGGCGACAUAUGGCGGAUGCCAAUUUCCUUAGGGCAUUGUGCAGUUGUGCACCUUUGGCCUUUUCGGGCCAUGGGCUUUUCCAAUCCAAAUGGAAGACAAACACCAGGGGUUUGGGAACUUGA
Molecule: messenger RNA, 213 nt
Organism: Pyricularia pennisetigena
Lineage: Eukaryota; Fungi; Ascomycota; Sordariomycetes; Magnaporthales; Pyriculariaceae
Exons: 1
Source: RefSeq, a predicted model, not a curated record